Aspergillus uvarum CBS 121591 is the source of this 2894-nucleotide messenger RNA. RefSeq names its product putative dynamin GTPase. The transcript is spliced from 2 exons. Gene Ontology annotation, cellular component: microtubule; cytoplasm; membrane. NCBI's taxonomy places the organism in Eukaryota, Fungi, Ascomycota, Eurotiomycetes, Eurotiales, Aspergillaceae. Bases 146 to 2638 code for a protein of 830 amino acids. Gene Ontology annotation, molecular function: GTP binding; GTPase activity; microtubule binding. The record is from RefSeq and is a predicted model, not a curated record.
UCUCCGUGUCGACAUUACCUUUGCUCCAGCCACCGUCUGUCAAAAUGGCGGAGCAUUUAUCGAGUAAGUGCCAAAUUCUUCUAUCAAACUGGGCUUCACUUCUGACUCACAUCCCCAAGCCGUGAUCCGAGCAAAGUCGGCCGAGAUGCCUGGUCCAUCUUUGAAAAAUGACUCGAUCAAUAUCAUCACUCACGAUAUGAAGACCCUGGUGAAGAAGAUCCAAGAUCUGCGGCACCUCGGUAUUGAAGACAGCCAGAUCGCCCUCCCCAGAAUCUGCGUUAUAGGCGAUCAAAGUGCGGGCAAGAGCUCUCUUAUCGAGGGUAUGAGUGAAAUCAAAGUCCCACGUGCAGCAGGAACCUGUACUCGGUGCCCGAUGGAGAUUAAUCUCACUGAAAGUGAUCCGGAUCAGCCUUGGACGUGCCGUGUAUACUUGUCGCGGAAAUACUUUUAUGACACGAGUCAAAGAGUCGAUAAAGUGUCUAAGAAGUCACAUCCUUUCGGCCCUUGGCAUGUUCAGGAUCAAGAGGACGAGCUGUUCAUUACCUUGAGCGAUAGAGAUGAUGUCGAAGAGGCGAUCCGAUGGGCACAACUGGCUAUUCUGAACCCAGGAAGACCGACAGCUGUGUACAUUCCCGGGCAGAACUUUGAUACGGAUGAGAACUAUUGCCAGGUUAAAUUCUCUCCGAAUGUGGUACGACUUGAUAUUUCCGCUCCUGGCUUCCCAAGUCUCUCAUUCUACGAUUUACCUGGUGUUAUUAGCCAGGCCGAGCACGAAAAGGACAGAUAUCUGGUUGCCAUGGUCGAGAAUCUUGUCAAAGAGUACAUUACUCAGGCAAAUUGCAUUGUGCUAUUGACCUUGCCGAUGACAAAUGAUGCGACUAACUCGAGUGCUGCUCGCCUCAUGAGGGAGGUGAAAAGUGCAAAAGCAAGAACUUUGGGGGUCCUCACAAAGCCCGACCGCAUCCAGACCGGGGAGUCUUAUGUUCAAUGGGUUGAGAUUCUAGAAGGAGAGAAAUUCAGGCUUGGACAUGGGUACUACGUGAUCCGCAACAAUCCAGAUCCCACGGUCCAGCAUGCUCAAGCGCGUCUCGAAGAGAACGCGUUCUUUGCUUCAGAGCCGUGGGCAACUGAACUGGCCGCCUAUCAAGAGAAGUUUGGAACCAGAAAGCUGCAGACAGCGCUCUCAAGCCUCCUGUUGGACAAAAUCCAAAGUUGUCUUCCCAAGGUCAUCGAGCAGAUUGAAGCUAAAUCUCAACGUAUCGAUGCCGAGCUCCAAACCUUGCCGGAUCCUCCUUCGGCGAGCAGUCCAUUCAUUCUGUGUCAGAUGCUAAACAAUUUCAGGGAGCACGUGCAGGCACAUAUGGACGGCGGCUCGGCUGACUAUCCGCUGCUGAAGAUGUGGUUCCAUCUAGCAACCGACUUCAAACGGGUGCUGAUACACACUCGGCCAACUGUCGGUAUACUUUCUCAAGCCGAGGAUCGUGAGAAAGCGAUGAAGAAUCAGAAGGAUGACGACUCAGAUAGCGAAGUCACAAUAGUCCACCCCCCAACUCCAGCGAAGCGCAAGGCCCUCACUCACGGCGAUACGCCAGACGCGAAGAGGAGAUUUACACCGGACUUAGGCAGAAUCAGCUCGACCUCACCUUUCGAUAAGGUCAGCCGCGAGAUCAAGAAAUUUACCUGGGAAGAUAUCCGUGAAUGCAAUGAAACUGCCUCACGAGGGUGCCUUCCAGACCAAAUCGAUCCAAAGGCAAUUGAAAUACUGAAUCAGCGGAGUGUGGAACACUGGAAAGUGCCAUUGAUGAUUUUCCUGGAUGAAAGCCAUGAUCUAGUGAAGAAAAUACUGCUCGAGCAAAUAGAUGAGGUCUUUGUGCAGUAUCAGCGGACUAACCUCUAUCGCGAGAUCCGCCGAAUUGUGGAGCAGUACUUACAAAAGCUUCACCAGCAGCACAUCGACUGGGCAGAAGAAGUAUACGAGAUGGAACAUAACAAGCCUUUUACGAUGAAUAGAAUCGCGCUAGAGCAGGCCAAGAACCAUGGGUUUAGUGUUCUCGUACGCGCUCGGAAUAGCGGUCGCUAUGGUAUGUACCAAGACCGGAUUGGCAGGUACCCCGAGGGGGAUAUUCGCCGUGAUAACGAACUGAAGAGCAUGAUCGAGAAGCCACAGGAGUUGGAGGAAAUACUUGGUCCGGAUCAGUACCUCCCGGAAAUGAGGAUCAUGGCGUAUGCGCGAGGUUACUAUGAUGUUGCGAGCUCCCGCUUUGUCGACUUGAUCUGCCAGAGCACCCAUACAAAGCUCUUCUCCAAGUGCCGCAGUCAAUUAAUUGAAGAGGUUCAACGCGAGCUACAUAUCAACGAUCAUGACAGUAAGUGUUUGGUUAUAGUUUCGAACAGGGCAUCUGUUGACAUUCUAUACCUAGUGGUUGAGAGAUGCUGCGAGCUCAUGGCAGAGGAGCCAGAGCGCCAACAUCGCCGACUGGUUCUCCAACGCGAGAAAGAGAAGAUUGUCAAGGCGCAGACAUGGCUGUCGGCUGCCAAGAAGGACGAGCCCGAGGACGUGUAUGACAAUAUGACGGUCAAAUCCCAGCCCCAGGAUGAUUGGGCGCCUUUUGCUUCGAGUAUGGAUACAUCUGUGUGAGAGUGUAUAUGCAGAUGAGUGGAUUGGAACUUUUGCUUAGAGCCAGAGACGAGAGAGUUGGGGUGUGAUGAAGGGUGAAAGGCGGGGUACGGCGAGAGUGAGCGAUAGAUCCAAACCCCAUCCGCGUGCCCUAAGCCCUAAGCCCUGCCUGCUAGUGAUAAGCAUCGAGGGCCUUGGGUUCAAUGGAUUGUACUGUACACUACUAGUUUGCAGAUCGAAGAUCUCAGGUCAUCAAAAUGCUAACUAUUUAAGAUUG